UUCAUCACAACUUGGAUACCGACUCACGAAAUCUGGUCGCGAACAGGUGAGGCAAGCGCUAGCGCAGAGGUACGGAGAUCUCGGAUCAAUAUCCAGUCCACGUCAACGGUAAAAAGAGGAAACAGCUGAAAGAUGAGACGUGGAUUUGGGUGUCGCUUCAACCUCACGAAAUUGAUCAGUAUGCCAACGACGUGAUGGCGCACCCCACACGAGAAAAUUCAGCGCAUCUCUGGAGGCAAAGACUGCAGAUCUAUACGAGCACAUGUGCUAGAACCUUACCCACUCUGGGAAAGAUUUUACAGAAGUUGGCAAGAGGCAACAGCACUUGA
Molecule: messenger RNA, 329 nt
Organism: Pocillopora meandrina
Lineage: Eukaryota; Metazoa; Cnidaria; Anthozoa; Scleractinia; Pocilloporidae
Source: the annotation of a GenBank genome assembly